GCCGGCCCCAGCCCCAGCCCGGGCGGAUUUUGGGGGGCUCCGAGUGCCCCCCCCAGGAGCACGCGGGGCUCGUGCGGCUCUUCCAGUUCGACCAGUUCGUGUGCGGGGGGGCCCUGCUGAGCCCCCGGUGGGUGCUGAGCGCCGCACACUGCCACGCCAGCCACCUGCAGGUGCGCGCAGGUGAGCACAGCCUGGCCCAGGUCAGCGGCCACGAGCAGUUCGCCGCCGCCGUGGAGCUCGUGGUGCACCCGGACUUCGUUGCGGGGGAUUCGGGCCGCUCGCACGACCUGAUGCUGCUGAGGGUGGAGCCGCCCUUCACCUGCGGGCCCCGCGUGAGGCCCCUCCCCCUGGCGCGGGCCACGCCCACCCCCGGCUCCGCCUGCACCGUCAUGGGCUGGGGCAGCACCAGCAGCCCCCAAGAGUCGUACCCGGAGGUCCCGCAGUGCCUCAAUGUCACCGUGCUCGGGGACAGCGCCUGCGGUGACGCCUACGAGGGACAGGUGACAGCGGACAUGCUGUGCGCAGGUGUGCCCGAGGGCGGCAAGGACUCCUGCCAGGGUGACUCCGGGGGCCCGCUGCUGUGCCAGGGCCAGCUCCAGGCCGUGGUGUCCUGGGGUGGUCACCCCUGUGGUCAGCCCGGCCGGCCGGGGGUCUACGCCCGCGUCCAGCCCGCCCUGGCCUGGAUCCGAGAGGUCACCGGACUGACCGGUGACCCCGAGUGUGACCCCGAGUGA
This is a messenger RNA of Melospiza melodia melodia, 734 nucleotides long. RefSeq names its product trypsin-like. Gene Ontology annotation, biological process: proteolysis. NCBI's taxonomy places the organism in Eukaryota, Metazoa, Chordata, Aves, Passeriformes, Passerellidae. The transcript has 6 exons. Gene Ontology annotation, molecular function: serine-type endopeptidase activity. The annotation marks the transcript as partial. The record is from RefSeq and is a predicted model, not a curated record.